Durusdinium trenchii is the source of this 1620-nucleotide messenger RNA. The record is from the annotation of a GenBank genome assembly. NCBI's taxonomy places the organism in Eukaryota, Dinophyceae, Suessiales, Symbiodiniaceae.
AUGGCAGAUGACAGUUGCUCCUCGGCCUCCUCCUUACCCGACUUGGAGCCGGUGGAGCUGGCCCCGCAGCCCGACCACGUCCGUCCCGAGACAUCGCAGCACGGUGGUGCGACCGAUGGGCCGCACAUCUUGAAGCUUCUCACGGGAGAUGCGUUGCACGGCCAGAAGGAAGCGGAUCCAGCGUCCAUCUGGGAUGAGGAGCCUCAAGCUGCUUUCAGCCAUUGGGAGACCGAAGUCAAGGAGGAGACCCGACGGCUCAUGGCCCAAACCUGUCCGGAUGAGCUUUGCGAGAGUGAGCUUUACGGCUAUCCCAAAUGGCCGCCGGAGAUGAAAGAUCCGCAGUACUUCCGGAACGAGCUGAUGAAGAUGAGAAAUGACCCCCGUCAGAAUCCGAACCAUGGGCGCUCCAUGGAGGACCAAGAGUUUUGGAAUGAGGCCGCACGACUGCCAUGGGCCAAAGUGCUCUUGCGAAAGGAGCAGUUUUGGACGGAGCGGCGGAACGCGUGGCUGCAGCAGUAUGGCAAAGUGAUCCGUGGAAAUCGAGGACGGCUUCAAGUCGCAGAGCAGCUGGAGGAAUGUUCCAUGGAACUGAAGCGUCUUGUGACCCCGGUGCUUCACUAUCGCGUGGUGGAGGGCUUGCUGGUGACCGCCCUGGAGGAAGCCUGCGAGCUAGAGCUCCACUUAUCUGACUUUCUCGAGGGCCCUGGCCGUCCACUCUGCUUGGAGCUCCUCGCUGCCUGCGAGCGCUUGAAGCAUGAGCCGGAAAAGCAGGCCCAGAUGAUGCAGGAGGAGUUGGACGGUCGCCUGCGCGAGGCGCAGGACGUGGCGCUGAAGGAACAAGAACAGCAGCUGCGACAGCAAGCGCGAACCAUCAUUGAUAUGGAUGGCCUUCGAAUUGCCUUGGAGUAUGGGCAGAAGUGUCGGAAGGAUGGGCUUGUGGAGUAUCACAGAGGCAAUUGGGAUGAAGCCUUACACAGCUGGAGGCAAGGUGACUUGGCCUUGCGGCGCUUUCGGGCUCCCUUGCGGUGCGAGGUGGAGAACGGGAUGCUCCGCGAGCUGCAUGGCUCAGUCUUGAGGAAUCUCUCGCAGGCGGCGCUGCGUGCGGGAUGCUACCAGGAAGCCUUGGACGCCUCCGAGCGCGCCAUCGCGUUGCAGGGUGGUCGAGGUUUGACCGAAGAGAACGCUCCCUGGGAUGUGCUUGGUGUUGGCUUGGAAGCAGCUGGCGAAAUUGAUGUGAAGGCAUGGUUCCGGCGACAUGUGGCUUUGGAGGCGCUGGGCCAAAUGCAAGAGGCCGCCUCAUGUCUUCAAUACAUCGAGGAGGCUGCAAUGGGCCGGGCAGAUGGCGAGCGAUUGCGCCAAGACUGUCAACGCUGCCGAGAUAAGUUGCGGCAGCGGCAAAGCCGAGGAAAAGAGGAAGAGCGACGCAUGCUACAGCGAAGCCUGAAAUCCGGUGUCUUCAGCCAGCAACGAGAUGGAUGUGAGCAAGCCGGAUUUCAGGCACCAAGGACAGAGACGCUCAUCCCCGAAAGCUCUGCAGCCUCUGCUGAACCCAGAGGCAGGCGCACUGUUCCUAGCAACUUACGAAAUCUUGUGGUCAUGGCCAAAGAUUUGCUGGUUUGA